ACAAUAUAUUGGAAACAAACAGAAAGAAAAGAACAAAAAAAGAAAAUAUGGCCACGAAGAGCAAAGUUCUUGUGGUGGGUGGUACUGGCUACAUAGGGCGGAGAAUUGUGAAGGCAAGCCUAGCGCAGGGCCACCCGACCUUUGUCCUUCAGCGGCCGGAGAUCGGGCUCGAUAUCGAGAAGUUGCAAAUGCUUCUUUCCUUUAAGAAGGAAGGAGCUCAUCUUGUUGAGGGUUCAUUUUCUGAUUUUCAGAGCCUUGUGGAUGCGGUGAAAAAGGUUGAUGUUGUGAUAUGCACCAUGUCGGGCGUGCACUUUCGCAGCCAUAACAUUUUGUUGCAGCUCAACCUAGUUGAAGCCAUUAAAGAGUCGGGAAAUAUUAAGCGUUUCUUGCCUUCGGAAUUUGGUAUGGAUCCAGCGCGAAUGGGAGAUGCAUUAGAGCCUGGAAGAGUGACAUUUGAUGAGAAAAUGAAAGUGAGGAAAGCAAUAGAGGACGCCAAUAUUCCUUUCACUUAUGUCUCUGCCAACUGCUUUGCCGGUUACUUUGCUGGCAAUCUCUCUCAAAUGCAAUCACUAGUUCCCCCAAAGGAUAAAGUCCUUAUUUAUGGUGAUGGCAAUGCAAAAGCAAUUUUUCUAGACGAAGAUGACGUAGCAACAUAUACAAUCAAAACAAUCGAUGAUCCUAGGACGCUGAACAAAACGUUGUAUCUUCGGCCACCAGAAAACAUACUUUCUCAAAGACAAUUGGUUGAAGAGUGGGAAAAAAUUGUUGGAAAGAAACUUGGAAAGAUUACCAUUUCUGAACAAGACUUUCUUGCCUCAAUGAAAGAUUUGGGCUAUGCGGAGCAAGUAGGAGUGGGACACUUCUAUCAUCUAUUCUACGAAGGUUGUUUGACCAACUUUGAUAUUAAAGGAGAAGAGGGAGCUGAAGAGGCUUCAAAACUCUAUCCAGAGGUCCAGUACACUCGCAUGGAUCAAUACUUGAAAAUCUAUGCAUGAGACUUUUUUUUUUUUUUUGAUGCAUGAGACUUUAAUUAAGUCGAUUUCUACAAAUGUAUGGAGCUUGGUAUAUUAAAAACAAUAAUAAUAAAGAAAGAAAAGAGCGAAAAGCUUAACAUGAUAAU
This is a messenger RNA of Morus notabilis, 1120 nucleotides long. RefSeq names its product isoflavone reductase homolog. The record is from RefSeq and is a predicted model, not a curated record. The transcript has 4 exons. Lineage: Eukaryota; Viridiplantae; Streptophyta; Magnoliopsida; Rosales; Moraceae. Gene Ontology annotation, molecular function: oxidoreductase activity. The coding region runs from base 48 to 995 and encodes 315 amino acids.